This is a messenger RNA of Oldenlandia corymbosa var. corymbosa, 633 nucleotides long. NCBI's taxonomy places the organism in Eukaryota, Viridiplantae, Streptophyta, Magnoliopsida, Gentianales, Rubiaceae. The record is from the annotation of a GenBank genome assembly.
AUGGCCCAUAACUCCGUGACUGGGAAAAACAGGAAGGAAGAGCUCCUUCCAGAGCAUGUAAUUGGUGAAGUCAAGAAUAGGAUUGACGUAGUUCUUGAUAUUUGUGAGGCCGGCGGCCGGAUGAGACACGGGUGGCGACGGAGUUUGAAGAAGAAGAGUUGGACACUAGAGUUGCAGUCCCAGGUUCGGUCACAGGUCAUUGACCAAGGAAUCAAAAGAUCGGGCCCUGGAAACGGAAUUCGAAGAUCAGAAGUUGCAGAACGGCUGAGAUGGACAACCGAUGAAGCUACGGCAGCUGAGAUCAGAAUUUGCAGCGGCGAAGCGGCGGAGGCAACUGAUGAAGAAACGGCGACAAAGGUUGAUGAUCACAGCAGCAGAAUCGAAAGAAGGACAGCAGCGAGAAGAACGCAGCUUGAAGCAAAGAUUAAUGGCCGUGAAAGCAGAGCAGUAUCGGAAAUAGUAGCGGCAGCAGCAGGAAUGGAAAAAAAAAUUGAUGGAAAGAGGAAAUUGAGGCCGGAAAACAGAGGAGGGGAAGCCGGAAUUGUAGCAGGGGAAGACGGCGGCGAAAAGAAAUUUGCAGGAGGAUUGAAUCUAAUUGGGUGCAAGAUCAGAAAGCUAAAGGCACAGAUUUGA